GGUCAUUUACAAACAACGUCUUCAUUUAUCGCGUCGAUGGCUUGCCAAUCGGUUUUGAUAGUUGCUGGGCGUAUUGACCGAGACUCGAAUCAGGAGAAGUUGUCGAAGCUUCUUUACGAUGGCUUACUGGCUGCAUUUGGUGAGGAUCUGGACAAGUUAGAUGCACAAUUUUUAAAUUGUUUAACCAAGCCUGUGAAUGCAAUUGAUAGUAAAGAAUAUGGCUCAACAUUGGAGUAUGUUCUUCGUGAAAAUAUUUCCAUCCGUGUAUUAUUUAAUCCAACAUCAGAUCAAUUACGUUUUGGUUUGCAAGAAGCACUUAGUCAUGUGAUUGUCAAUAAUAAUUCAGUUGUUGAAUACCCAGUGACUCCAUCAACAUUGGGUAAAGUUUGUAUGGUGUAUAAUGGUCAACUACAUGGUUUUACUGGUGAUUGGUUAUUACAAGAUUCAUCUUUCAGUGGAAACAAUUUAUUAUUAUGGCUUAAUAGUGAAGAAGCUAUGAGUUGGUGGCCUUAUUUAAAGAAAUUUUCAAAUUUUGGUGAUCAAAUAAAAUUACACAUUAUCACACCGAUUGCUGGUACUGGAACAUGUUGGCCAGUGGAUAAAUCUGGUCGUCCACAUACUGUACUUACACAAAUCAACACUCGUAUGGCUAAAAUUGACAUUCUUAUAGAAGCAAGUUGGCGUUUGAAUGGGAAGCCAUUAAAUAUUCAUGGAAAUUUAUCUGGUUUUGAAGGAUUACGAUCAUUUGUUGAUCAUGUCAUACAUCAACAUCCGAUUACUACAAUACAGUCUGAUUUAAAUAGUAUAUCAACUGGUACUGCAUUAAAUACUACACGUCCUGUAAUCUAUAUAUUCCCAGGACAUGGAAUAGCAUCACAAUCAUGUGCUUUAUUUGCUAUACAAGGUUUUACAGCACUUCUAGGUGGAAGUUAUACAUCACAAACGGUUCCAAAUUGGUGGUCAAUGGUGAAGCAUUUGCCAAAAUUAGAUGUUACACUUCUUCCUGAUUGGUGUCCAUCAAGUAUUUUGACAUAUCGAUUCAUGACGCAAUUAUUAAAAUCUGGACAGGAUUCAAUUGGCAUAUUAGGUGAAAUAUUAGUGCCACCUGGAAAUACCUCCUCUACAGAAGGAUUGUCCGAUAUAUCCACUGGUUUAAUAUUAACUCCACCUUCACUUAUAUCAGGUCUUCAUCAAGGAACUUGGGCUUCAUCCUCUAAUCCUUCAAAUGACACCAUCCCUUCUUCUGUAGUUCUUUAUUCAAAGUUGGGUUGGGGUGAAUUAAAACUACAACCUUUGUCACAUCGUUCUGGUCUUGUACUUAUAUGGGAAUCAGUUGUACACGAUUUUACUUCACAGCAACCUUUGUGCAUUGUGAUGCCAUCUGUAUUACCAACAAACACUAAUCCAGUUCAAAAUUUGACACGAUUCAUUAAAGGAUUAUGCCAAAUUCCACAACUUUCUGGUCCAACAUCAAAUCGUACUAUCAAAUCAGUUGUUAAACUUGGGACGAAACAAUUAGUUCGAGCUCAACCUGCACGUCCUUCUAAACCUACUUUACAUGCAACAGGACAGAAAGAGACAAUUACAUCAAAAACAGCUAACUCUACAAUGAAUGCUAAGCCAUCACCAACUAAGCCUAUUUCAUCAACUCCUAAUCAUAAUCAACGAACAGCGACUACUACUCCAUUAAAGACGCCAUCGUUAGCAGUAAAUCAAUUGAAAAAACCGAUUAAUGAGAAUACAACUAACUCUAAAUUAAUGAAUAAUUCCCAUGGAGUUGAUUCUCAUCAAAAACGUCCAUUGUCUUCAGUAGACACAAAGAAAACAUUUAGUGCAUCGAAACCACAUGUUGCAACUACGAAGCCUGUUAAUGGCGAGUCGAAAACAACUAAUCGGCCAUUGUCUGGGCCUAAAGCAACACCGCUAGCAAAACCGAAGACUACAACUACUACCAUGGCAGAACGUUUGACAGCACAUUCUAAUCUUGUUAACCAGCAUGGAUCAAAAGCUCCUCCUCGUAAAUCAGAGCCAACAACACAUUUGCCAAAUAAAUUACAAACAAAGAAGACUUCUAAUUUAACUGUGACAAGUAAUCGUCUACCAAGCGCUAAACCUGUUAAAGAAGAAUCAGAAACAGUUGAACAGACGACAGAAUUGGUUGAUUCCUCCUUACCUCCUGCUACACUUCAGAAUAUAUCACUUAAUAAUGAACUAACAUCAGUCGAUCCAAUGUUAAACAGUUUGAUGAAAUCAUCUAUACAUGAAAACUCAGAAAACCAUUUAGACAAUUUAUCACUUACAAAUCAGUUUGUCAUAACAGAUAAUAAACACAUCAUUUCAACAGGAACAUCAUUACAAAGGGAAGAAGAAGAAGAAGAACAGAGAGAAGUAGUAAAACAACCACAACAUGAAGUAGAAGAAAAAGAAGAAGAGUAUAAAGUACAUAAAGUGUUAAAAGAAAAUCAAAUGCUGGCAGAAGAAUCCGAUGAGCAAUUGACUAUUGACUUAGAAUGUGAAUUAAAACCAACUACACCAUUAUCGUGUGAUGACUCACUAGCCGAAGGUGAAGAAGUGGAGGAAGAGGUGGUGGAAGAAGAAGAAGAACAUGAUCACGAAGUGGUAGAGAAGGAAAUGAAUUCUUUUAAUCUAAAUCAGUAUGAACAAAAUCAAGUAACCGAGGAAGAAAUUGUAUCUUCAUUAGGAUUUCAUGAUAUGCAAUCUUACAAAACACCAUUUGAUACUCCAUUUGAUGUAGGUAUAACAGAAUCGUCAACAGUUUUUGAAACUGAUAGUAACAAAUCUAUAGGUAAUAGUGUAGUAAUCGAACAACAUGAACCACAGCAUUUAGAACAAAAUGUAGAAGAUGAAUUAAACAGAAAUGUUGAUAUCGAAGAUAACCAAACCUAUGUGAAUCAUUUACAGGAAGAAUCCUUACCAUUCAUUGUCAACAAACAGUCGCUGGUCGAAAAUUCUCACGAUAUAAAUUAUUUGACAACAAUGCAAGAAACGGGACAAAAUGAUAAUAUUUUUGAGUCUGAAUUCAAUGUAAAUAAUGUUUUAAAAGAACAACAGGUUGUUGAACGCAACGAAGAAAAUUUCCAAGACGGAGGUGAACAGCGACAACCAGAGAAGGAAUUUAAUUUAGGCACUCAAGACUUAUCAUAUGAAAAAGAAGAUAUUAUUUGCCAUCGUUAUGACAACUCUAUGAGUGUUAUAGGGAAUGGUUUAUCUCCGUUGACCAAUAAAACAUUGAAGUUGGACGAACAAAUGUUCCCAUGCAAUGAUGAUGCUUUUGUAACUACACCAGGUGAAAUGGAUAAUUCCUUUGACAAGAUACAAAGUCAACGACCAAUAGAAGAAGGAUACUAUGAACAAAUUAAACAGUAUCCAGAUGAAGGUGAAACGAUACAAAUGGAAGGUAGAGAAAAGUUGCUAAAUUACUCAGUUGAUCAUUCACAAGAUGAACUAUCUUCAUUCCAUGCUGUAACAGAUAUUGAUGCUAAUAUAACUAGUGAUUUGAUGCCUGAUUUCACUGAUCCUCGAUUUAGUAACGUGACAGAACAACCUCACUUUAAAGAAGAAGAGAAAUCUGGAAACGAAGAUGAAUGUGAAAUACACUAUCAGCCACAACCAACCGAAGAAACAUAUGAUGAAAAUGUGCAGGAUGUACAAUAUGUCCAGAGAGAACAAAUCGCAGAAAAUUUCAACGAUACUAUAAGUCAGCUACAGGAUCAACUGUCUCCAUCUGUUUUUGAGAAAGAGUUAGUUGAAGAACCUCAUGAAUUACUACAGUCCUCAAAUGACUUAGACACAGAACAAAAAGUAAUUGAAGAAGCUGAUGUGAACGAAACUGAGCCUAAAGUAAUCGAUUCAAAUAAAAUUGAAGGAGUAAACAUCAUCGGACCAUCUGAUUUUCUCACAGAAGUUAUUCCUCUAUCUGACGAGCAGAAUAAUGUGCAUAUCAAUCAACCUUAUAGUUAUGUGCCUGAAGAUUAUUCACUUCAAAAUGAUGAUUAUGAUAAUGACGAUGAUAAAUUGACGAAAUUUUCACGAACUGAUGUAGUAAAAGCAAUGGAUAAUGAACCUGUUUACAAACAAACACAUAUCAAUCUCAUCGCUGGUGAACAAACACACUUAACACAAACUGCAGCAGAUGAAGAAGAAGAAGAAGAACAAGAACAAGUUACUAAUCUUGAUAAUAUACAAUAUCAUGAUGAUGUUAUAGAUCAUUCUUCUCAACCAUAUAAUGUCCAAACUCAUGCACACCUAGAUGAAAAAAGUGAGGAAGGAAAAUUAAAUAAAUCAUUUACAGAACUAACGGCAAACUAUGAAGAGAACUACGUACCUAAUUCCACUGAAACUGAAUAUGAACAAAAACAUGAACAAUAUCUAUCAGAUCAAGAAACACAUAUUGAUAUGGAUCAUCAUAAACAAAUUGAAGAAACUCAUUCAGAUAUUGAUGAAAUGGAAAAAGAAUUUGUCAUACCAUAUCAACAAAAACAAAUCAAUACUGAAUGUGAUGAAUCCUCUUUAAGUCACAUAAAUAUUGAUUACAAUGUGAAUUAUGAUAUGACAACUGAUGACUACAAUAGAACAAUGAAUUCCCAUGAAAUUCACUCACAACAAAAUAUCGAAUCAGAGGUUGGAAAUGUUUCUCUAGAACAAGAUAUUGGAAAUGCUCAAGACGAUGAGAUGUUACCAGAUAAUUCAUUACUUAGUACAGCAACGACUUAUCCUAGUGAUCCCACUAAAUAUCAAGUUGAUUCAAGUACAGAUCAAAUAAUAAAUAAUAUUCAAACUCUAGAGGGAUUUCCGUACAAUAAUCAUUACCUGUCAGAUGAAACAAAUUUUACGAUUCAAAGAAAAGUCGAGACAAAUGAAAUUGACGAAGAAUCACAUCAAAAAGUAGAUUCGACAACCUACGAAGAAUCACAUAUUGUUAGUCAUGAUAUACAUAAUGAUGUUGAUAGUCCUAUUGAAAUCCACUCAAAUUCAUACCAAGAAUUUAAUAACUCAUUACAUAUUGACACUGCAACAAAUGUUGAAGGUCAUCACCAACAGCAAUUUAUUAGUCCUGAUUCAGAAAUCUCAGAUAAUUCAACCGUACAAGUGCAGCAACACUAUGAAGAACGUGUACAGGAAUGUGAACAUCAACAAGACGAACAACAUUCUGAAGCUGAUUUAUUAAUUUAUAGUCCAAAUCGUUCAGUCUCACCAAAUUACAAUAUUGUCAGUUCAACACAACAACAUUCAAAUGAAGAAGAAGAAGAAGAAGAUAGAGAUUAUGUUGGGGAUGAUACUGUCGUGUAUCACAAUGAUGCGGUAACGAUGAGUAAAGAGUCAGACAUAGAUCGUCAUCAGGAUCAGCAUUAUCAACAAUUUGAUGUAGAUGAAAAACUACUUGAGAAUUCUACAAUAAAUGGAUUUUCAAACUAUUCUAACGCCGUCCACCAACAACAACAUCUGUAUUCAGAAAUCCCGACUGAUGACAGUGAAGAAACAAUGAUGCAAAGAAUGACGAUGAUGAUGUCAACAAAUGUUGAUGUAAAUAAUAACGAUAAUGAUGAAAUCACAAAUGAUACCACUACUACUAAAAGUGGUAAUAGUCACGUCAAUUUAGAGCAGCAGUAUUUCAACGGAAACACUAUUUAUCAAACAAAUGAUAAUGUAAACGAUAUCGAUCAUUCCAUACAUAUCACUCCAAUCACUAAUCACCAUCUUCAAGACAGUUAUAUUGCACAUACAAACGGAUUUAAUGUCUGUGCCAAUGGUAAUGAAUAUUCCAACUUGAAAACAAAUGAGAUCAAUGAGGAUGAGAAUCAAGAUGAAAUUUAUCAGAAUCAAUGGAAUAAGAGUAAUAAUCACUAUCUUUCAGAGACAGCAAUUGAUGAUAUGAACUUUUCAAAAGACUCAGAAAGUGAUUAUAUGAAAGCAGCACAUAUGACACAUUCUUGUCAUGAAGAAGAAGAUGAAGAACGUUCAUAUAUGAUCAUGACUACAACUCCACCACCAUCUGCUACAUCUACUACAGCCACUACUAUAACUCCAUCGAAAGAUAUGGAAAACUUUGGGAAAUUUUUCAUCGACAAAGAUCAAUUUUUACAGGAUAUACGUCAGAAUACAUCAUCUCAUUGUAGUCCAACUGAAGAAAAAUUUGAUCCAUUGAAAGCUUGGGGUCAUCCACUGGGUCUACCAGCACCAGUUCCGCCAACUACAAAUCAUUCGAAAUUACAUCAACAAACGAAUUUAACUAAACGUGUACGAUCAGCUGAUACAAGCGGGAAGGCAUUAAAUACUGAUGAUUCAACUCUACCACCUGGACCACCAGUUUAUCUUGAUGCUAUUUGGGUUCCUAGUUAUCUUGUUCGUGUACCACAAUCUUUAAUUGUGGAGUUUUUCAUUCGUGUUCGAGCAAAAUUAUACAUUUUAUCCGGUGAAGCAUUACAUCCUAAUAUCGCUGAAGCAUUAAUUACAGCUAAAACAAAGUGGAAUCCAGAUGAUGUUUCAUAUCUCUGUCGUUGUGACGCUAAUUCACCUGAUGCCUCUAUAACGAUACUCCCAACAGAUGAACCAAAAGAAUGGAUACGUUGGUUAGAAACACCAUGUGGUCGAUUAGACGAACAGAAAGGUUCUGAUCGUUUAAAGGCAAAUCAUUUUCAUCUGUUACCUGCAGCUAAUCUAUGCAGUACUCAAUUUAAUGCUGGUGAUACGAUAUUUGAGUGUGAAGGAUUACGUGUUGAACUUUGAAUGUCCAUAAGAAAAUUAUACGACUAUAGACUUAACGUUAUUCAAUUAGUUGAACGUGUUGUACUGUAUUCAUUAAAUUAAUCAUGUUGAACAAGGUGAACUGUAUCAUCAAAAUUUUGAAAAAGGUCAUAUUUGCUUCUGUUUUUUCUGUUUUUAAGUUCAUCAACACAUCAUGUAAACUGCGAAUAUCUAAUAAUCUCAUAGUUUCACGUUCCCUCUUCUCAACAUUCAUGCUGUGCUAAUUGUUCAAAAUCGUACAAAUAUAUAUAAACACACACACACACAAAUCCAUACAGUUCAGCUCUAUACUUGUUAAGCAUAUUAAUUGUUGGUGAAAUGUUUGUCUCUUUCUUUAAGACUACACUCAAGUAUACAUGAUGUUAGUAUUUAACUGAUUACUUUUUCUCGCCAAUGCUUAUUAAACGGUGAAACAUGUCAAUGGGAAUAAUCUGUUGACUGAUGUACUUUAUAGCUCAUAUAUAUAUACAUAAACUUAUUCCUUUGUAUUCUUUCAAUUCAACUACUUUUAACUGAACUAUACACACAACGAUUUAAUUCAUUUGCCUUCUCUAUCAUUUUCUAUCUAUUUAAUAAUGCCAUUUUUAUUUUUCAUUUUUUUCUUUCGUUUAAUUAUCUUUAUUUUCUUUUGUAUUUUAUUAAAUUUAACCUUGAAUCUAAAUGGAAGUUUGUUUGUUUGAAUAGAUAAAGCUUGAUUAUUAAGAUGCAUUCGGGUUAUGUCAUUUCACAAUAUCAAGUAAAUGGAUAUUAUUAAUGAAGAAGUUGACUAUUCUAUUGUGGUACUACAUAGUUGAACCAUUAAAGUUCUUUUCCAUUUGUUGUUGUUGUCGGUAUUGUUUAUGUGUAGUUUUUCUUUGUGUAGUUUCUUUUUUUUUCUUUUUGUUUUUUGAUCUGUGAAGUUUUACUCUAUUGACAAUAUCUUGUACUUUUUUAAAAAAAUUUCUCAUGAAUACCGUAGAAAUGAAGGGGAGAACAUCAAACAAAAAGUGCAAAAAAAAACUUGAUUUUGAUCUAUUAUUUUACAUUUACUCUUUUCUAUUCUUCUUUAUUCUUUAUUAAUUCAAUGGAUUUCAAUUACUUUUUCUUUUCCUCUUUCAAACGAAUUGUUUGUUUAUCUUUAUUUGUGUUGAUUUUUCUCAUUGUUCCACAUUAAGUUUGCUUGUAUUCGUUGUUGAUUUUUGUUUCUUUUUCUUUUUUUCUUCAACAGCAUAUUCACCAGUCAUAAAGAUCAUCAUUGCUACGAUUACUCUAUACUUAUCUUUCAUUGCAACUUAGUUAAUUAUGUGACAACAAAUUACAUUUCUGUUAAUCAAUGAAAAAAAAUAUCUUCAAAAAAUCGACUGCUCAUUGUAUUCAACUGGAAAUGAUCAGUUCAUUGUUAGCUUGAGUUGUAGAUGUUUAUUAUUUUUGUCUUGUUUUGUUUGCGCUUUGUCAUUUGUAUAAUUGUGUUUUUUUUCUCCUUGCUAAAUCAUUUUCUCCAAAAUUAAUUUUACACAUUUAAAUCUAUGUGUAGAAAUGAAGAAGUUGCCAUGUAUCAUUUGGUUGAUAAAAUAGAAUUAUUGUCAUGUUCAACUG
Molecule: messenger RNA, 8340 nt
Organism: Schistosoma intercalatum
Lineage: Eukaryota; Metazoa; Platyhelminthes; Trematoda; Strigeidida; Schistosomatidae
Source: the annotation of a GenBank genome assembly